AACGGAUCUGUAACGUUGCAUGUAGUUGUUGUCUAAUCAAACUUAAGCUCAGCCAGUCGAGAGAUGAUUUUAGUCUUCUGGUGACCAUUGGUGCGUUUGGACGGUUGUCGAACAAAUUAUUGCGGAUACACAGUUUCAGUUAUAAUCUACGUUGCAGUCAUAUGGAAGUAUAGUACAAGUGUUCGAAUUUAGUGAGAUUUUUUGAUCGCGAGAACAUAUCAGCAUGAGUUGUGCUAGUGUUUUGACCAGUAAGGAUCUACCGGAUAUUGAGAGCUUGCUGGCACUCAAUCCUAGAGUUAAGUCUCAUGGUUCCUUGGUCCCGACUACCGUAACCAAACAAACGAAGAAACACUGGAAACGCAACACCGAUCGAUCGUGUAGUAGUUGCACUCCGCUUACCAAUGACUUCUCGGACAUCAAACACACAACCCUCUCGGAACGGGCUGCUUUGCGUGAGGCUUCACGCUGUCUGAAGUGUGCCGAUGCUCCCUGCCAAAAGUCAUGUCCUACUCAGCUCGACAUAAAGAGCUUUAUUACCAGUAUCGCCAACAAGAACUACUAUGGUGCUGCCAAGGCAAUUUUUUCGGAUAAUCCUUUGGGACUAACUUGUGGGAUGGUUUGUCCGACUAGUGAUCUUUGUGUUGGUGGCUGCAAUCUUCAGGCGGCAGAAGAAGGCGCUAUCAAUAUCGGAGGACUCCAGCAAUUUGCAACCGAUGUGUUUAAGCGUAUGGGUCUACAACAGAUUGUGCCCCCGAAUGUUGCUCCAUUGAAGAAUCCACACAAAAAAGUCGCUCUUCUAGGAGGCGGUCCCGCAUCGUUGUCCUGCGCAACUUUCCUCGGGCGUCUUGGUUACAAAGACAUCACUAUCUACGAAAAGCGCUCCUAUCUGGGCGGUUUGAGCUCAUCGGAGAUUCCACAAUACCGUCUACCGGUCGACGUAGUUAAUUUCGAAAUCCAACUAGUGAAAGACCUUGGCGUUAAGUUUGAAACCGGACGGGCCCUUUCAACCAAAGACCUAACAGUCCAGGGACUUUUAGACGCUGGAAAUGAUGCAGUCUUUCUUGGAAUCGGAUUACCCGAGCCUAAAAUCGACAAAAUAUUCUCCGGACUGUCGAAAAAGCAUGGCUUUUAUUCUUCCAAGGACUUCUUACCAUUGGUAGCUGAUGGUAGUAAACCGGGUUUAUGUCCAUGCAAAUCGGCCGCUGCCACAUUACCUUCACUCAGCGGAAACGUCAUUGUUUUGGGAGCUGGCGAUACUGCAUUCGAUUGUGCCACUUCAGCUCUUCGUUGUGGUGCUAGGAAGGUGUUUGUAGUCUUUCGGAAGGGUAACAAUAAUAUUCGCGCAGUUCCGGAAGAAGUUGAACUCGCUCGCGAGGAACGUUGUGAAUUUAUUCCGUUUAUGUCACCAAAAGAGGUGAUCAUCAAAGACGGAAAGAUUACAGCUAUCGUAUUUGUUCGGACUGAACAGGAUGAAACUGGUAAUUGGGUGGAGGAUUCUGAUCAAACAACCCGUUUGAAAGCAAACUACAUAAUUUCCGCUUUCGGGUCUGGUUUAAGUGACAAAGAUGUAAUCGACGCCUUAAGUCCAGUUCCACUCAAUCGUUGGAACUUGCCGGAAGUGAAUUCCACCACUCAACAGACUCAAAUACCAUCCGUAUUCUGCGGUGGUGACUUGGCUGGAGCAGCAGAAACUACGGUUGAAUCUGUAAAUGAUGGUAAAACGGCAGCCUGGUAUAUGCAUUGCUAUCUACAAGGAUUAUCCUUUGACAUGCCUGCUCAAUUACCGCUUUUCUAUACCGAAAUUGACAAUGUAGACCUAUCUGUCGAGGUAUGUGGUGUUCGGUUUGAAAAUCCCUUCGGGCUAGCAUCGGCACCUCCAACAACUAGUACGGCAAUGAUUCGUCGAGCUUUUGAACAAGGCUGGGGAUUUGCCGUUACCAAAACAUUUGCUCUUGAUAAAGACACAGUUACCAACGUAAGUCCUCGAAUAGUUCGAGGAAUAACCGCUGGGCACAAUUUCGGUCCACAGCAAGGUGCCUUCCUGAACAUCGAGCUAAUAUCAGAAAAAUGUGCCGAUUAUUGGCUUACCGGUGUAACAGAAUUGAAGCGGGAUUUCCCUACGAAAGUCGUGAUCGCCAGUAUCAUGUGCACUUACAACGAGGAAGAUUGGACAAAUCUGGCAAAACGAGCCGAGGCAGCUGGAGCUGACAUGCUUGAAUUAAAUUUGUCGUGUCCUCACGGCAUGGGAGAAUCUGGAAUGGGCCUAGCCUGCGGUCAAGAUCCGAAAUUGGUAUACAACAUUUCCCUUUGGGUGCGAGCCGCUGUCAGAAUUCCAUUUUUCGUGAAGCUAACUCCAAACAUCACCGACAUUGUAUCGAUCGCUCAGGCUGCUCAGCGAGGCAAGGCAGAUGGGGUAUCCGCAAUUAAUACCGUUCAAGGGUUGAUGUCUAUAAAUGCCGAUGCUUUGCCCUGGCCAGCGGUCGGUAUUGACAAGCGUACAACCUACGGAGGGGUAUCGGGAAAUGCUACUCGACCGCAAGCAUUACGAGCAGUUUCAUUGAUAGGGAAUAAACUGCCUGGAUUUCCAAUUUGCGGUAUCGGCGGAAUUGAUUCAGCGGACGUUGCAUUGCAAUUUAUUCAGUGUGGAGCACCAAUUCUUCAGAUAUGUUCCUCAGUUCAAAAUCAGGAUUUUACUGUUAUAGAAGAUUACAUUACUGGUCUUAAGGCUCUCCUGUUCCUUAAGGCAAAUUCGCCACCAGAGAGUCUUUCCUGGAAUGGUCAGUCACCACCAACACAAAAACUGCAAAAGGGCAAACCAGUGGCACCACUACUUGAUGAUAAUGGAAAGCCUUUGCUACAUUUUGGAGAGUAUCGGAAAAGAAGAGAUGAAAAUUUAGCGAAAAUGCGUAUCGAAAAUGGGCCUUUAUGGGACCCAUAUGUCACAGAACAGAAUAAGGAACAAAAUGGUACAAAUAAUAGUAUAAUAAAUCCAGCUCCAAAAAUCAAAGACGUUCUUGGAGUCGCAUUAGACAAAAUCGGGUCGUACAAAAGCCUAGAUAAUAAAAAGCAAGUAGUAGCCCUUAUCGAUGAUGAUCUAUGCAUUAACUGCGGCAAAUGCUACAUGACUUGUGCAGACUCCGGAUAUCAGGCGAUUCAAUUUGAUGCAGUGACGCACCUGCCACACGUUACGGAUGAUUGUACCGGUUGUAAUCUGUGUCUAUCAGUUUGUCCCAUCAUCGAUUGUAUUAGUAUGGUACCGAAGACAAUCCCACAUGUAAUUAAACGAGGCCAUCUAAAACCGAUCGUGCAAGUUCAUGCGCUUUCUCCAUCUCAAUAAAAAUCAAUGCAUGCUUGUGAAACGACUACAAAACAUUUUCAAAUUCUAUAUGUUUUACAUUUUAUUCCAGUGUAUUGAAUCUGUUUCACCGUGUAGAGUACUAUUCUUUUCUUGCAGGUUUAAUGUUAAUUUUAUUCCUUGUUGUAAUUUUAAAAGUAACAACUUCAAUUUAGACUUUCUAAACCGUGUUUGGAAUUACCAUGAGAAAUUUCAUAUUUAUAUUGUAUUGAACGUGAUACGAUCCGAUCAGUGCAUCCAUGUAACGUAAUACGAUCCAUACACGGAUACAAAUCCAUUGCCGGUACCAUAAUUAAGAAAUUAUUAAUCAUGGUACCGGCAAUAGAUUUUUAGCCGUGUAUAGUGAAUCCGUGCAUUGCGAGAAGAGCAAAAUGCUACACACCAAAUUUCUCGAUGUUCUGUAAUUAUUUUUAAAAUAUUUUUCAAUAGAUGAACUGUAAAAUCGAUCCAAUUUAGUCAUCUGUCAAUAA
Molecule: messenger RNA, 3825 nt
Organism: Malaya genurostris
Lineage: Eukaryota; Metazoa; Arthropoda; Insecta; Diptera; Culicidae
Gene: su(r)
Product: dihydropyrimidine dehydrogenase [NADP(+)]
Exons: 7
Coding region: 224-3337 (1037 amino acids)
Biological process (GO): uracil catabolic process; thymine catabolic process
Cellular component (GO): cytosol; cytoplasm
Molecular function (GO): iron-sulfur cluster binding; uracil binding; dihydropyrimidine dehydrogenase (NADP+) activity
Source: RefSeq, a predicted model, not a curated record